Raphanus sativus (radish) is the source of this 916-nucleotide messenger RNA. RefSeq names its product PRA1 family protein F3-like. The coding region runs from base 67 to 708 and encodes 213 amino acids. Gene Ontology annotation, biological process: vesicle-mediated transport. The transcript has a single exon. Gene Ontology annotation, cellular component: Golgi apparatus; endoplasmic reticulum. NCBI's taxonomy places the organism in Eukaryota, Viridiplantae, Streptophyta, Magnoliopsida, Brassicales, Brassicaceae. The record is from RefSeq and is a predicted model, not a curated record.
UAAAAAUAGUCUUCUCAUUAUUUUCCGUUGACUCUUCUUCUAUUCAAAUAUUCCGCGCGAUAACCAAUGACAAACUAUAACGCGAUUCCAGCGUCGGCUCAUGCAUCACCGUCACCGGUGGUGGAUGUCGAAUCCCUAUCGAGCCACAACCAAUGUACCACGUGCGCCAUGCCACGUCGCCCUUGGGGAGUGAUGUUCGACAUCCACUCCAUGGGGCUUCCUCACGGCUUGUCCGAUGCUUCCUCCAGGUUCAAGACGAACUACAAUCACUUCCGCACGAACUACGAGAUCUUCUUUACCAUCAACAUCUUGGCACCCAUCUUCGUUAGUCUUAUCAAUCAUCUGCUCUCGCUCAUCGCUUUCACCGUGUUGGUUUCCGUCUAUACCUUCCUUUAUUUCCUCCAGGACGACGUGGAGCCCAUCGAGUUGUUCCGUUGUAAGAUCAGUGACCGGAUGAUUCGGAUCGUCAAGAGUUGCUUGAUUUUGUUAGCCAUAGGUCUUCUCGUCGUGACCCACGCGAGGGACGUGAUCUACGGUUGGCCGUUGGUGAUCGUAUAUGUUCCGAUCUUGAUCCAUACGGUAGUUAGGAAGACGGAAGAUCUAUUCUUGAGUGUAGAGGCGGCGACGAUGACUGAGGCUUCUCGGAACUCUCUCCGUUCCCAUGUCCUGUUCGCUCUUUUUAAUUUGUACUUGAGCUUUGGCUUAUAAGGGUUUGGUCGUUAAGGGAUGUAACGUCACGUGUUUAGAGUUUUCGUAUGAUUUGAUUGGCCGAGCGUAUAAACUUAUAUGCAUUCAAACGUCUCCUGUUUUGUUUUUCAUUUUUUUUUUUCGGGCGAACUUUUGUCCCGCCGGACACCAUGCAAUUUCCGAUUUGUCACCCAUUUUAAGGGAUAUUAAACAAUGGAGUAUUUUUUUU